AACCGUUUCAAGACAGUUUCCUGUGAAACCCCAGACCGAAAUGCAACAGAGAACUGUUCUCAGAAGUCUUUCUCGAGAGAGGCCAACAUGGGGAGGCAAAACAAGACCACAGAACAGGAUGAAGAAAAAUUUACAACAAAAAAAAAAAAACAGCCUCAUUACUUAGACAGAUUCUGCAUCAAACACAUUACAGACUUAUAUAAUGCUCUAAAAAGAGGCUUUUAGCAUUUAUUUAUUUAUUUAUUUAUGUUCAGCAAAAUGCACACUUCCCUCACGUCCUUGUUCUCUGGUGUAAAUAUGGCUCAUUUACGAAUGGAAAACAACCAUAAAUAAAAUAUAAGCUCCGGGAUCAAAUUGGGUCUCUACAGAGGCAGUUGCAACAAAAAGAAGAUGUUAUUAAAGACAUGACAUAUGACAGAACGUCAACUAUACCAGAUUACCAGAAGGCCAGCUCCGCCCCUCUCUGGGAUGAUGGAAUGGUGCGGGAGCGCCUGGCCCACUACCAGCAGGCUGCAGAGAAGGCACGGAGCGAGCUGGCCGCCCUGCAGGCCAAACAUCAGAGCAUCCAAGCACAGCUGCAGGACGUCCUCUCCAGGCUGGCAUCUCGGGAUGCAGCAGUCCAGGAGCUGAGGGAGGAGCUGGAGGGAUACAAGGAGUCAGGCGCCAGGCAGGCCUCCCUGGUGGGCACCCUGAGGGAGCGGCUGCAGGACGCAGAACAGGACGCCGGGGGCCUGGCUUCCUCCAAGUCCCGCCUGGAUGCUGCCCUGCAGGAACUGGCCAAUGAGAACCGGGAGCUGAAGAGGAGGGUCCUUGAGCUAGAGAGCCAGUCACAAGAGUACCUUAGUGGCUGGAACAAGACAAAGCGGGAGGCUUCAGACACCAAACGGACAUACCAAGCGUUUGUGUACAAACUCGCUACCAGUUUGGCCGUGGAUCUUGGAGGAAGAAAAGACCCCCUGGAAUAUAUUUUGUCUCAGGUAGAUGCACUGUGUGAGCGGAGUGAGGGACAGAGGGGAAAGAUCCACACCCUGGAGGAGAGUGUACAGGCCCUGGAGGUGGAGUGCAGGGCCAGCAGGGAGACAGUGAUGAGGCUGGUGGCAGAGGUGAGCCGUGAGCGUGGAGUAGCCUCCACUCGGGCCAAGGAGGUGGAGUCUCUGAGACAGGAGCUCAACAGUACCUUGCUGGCCAAGAGGAAUGAGGAGAAGGAGAACCAGAGUCUUCAGGAUAGGCUGCAUGCAAGCCAGCGGGCCCUGGCAGCCACAAAACAGGAGCUGGACAGAAUGGAGAGGCGCUCCCUCGAGCUGGACGGCCAUCUGGCGGGCACCCAAAUCAAAGCCCAGAGUUUGCAGGCCCGGGAACAGGCCUUCAGGGAGGAGCUGGCGACGCUGCUGGGAGGCAAGCUUGCCACAGCGCCCCCUACAGAGGAGGACUUGUGGGAGCAGCUGAAGGAGAUGUGCAGCAGGGAGAAGAGCAGCAGAGCGGCCUUGCUGGAGAUGCAGGCAAAAGCUUCCCAGAUGUCGGAGAAGUUGGCUGAGCAGGAGCAGCUCCACCAGGUGGCGCUGCAGAGGUCCCUGCUGGCAGAGCAGCAUGGCCGGGAGCUGGGUGCAAGGCUCCGGGGGCUGGAGGUGGAGCUGCUGUCAGGGGAGGUCCUUCAGGAUGGGCUUAGGCACAACAAACAGCACCACGAGCGCUUCCUGGAGCAGCUUUCAGAGAAGAUGAAACUGGGUGGGGUCACAGCUGACCUGGGCUUUGACAUGAGGCUGGAAGCCAUUCUGUCACGUGCAGAGCAGCUGGUCAAACAGGAAGGGGCGGCCUUGGUGGAGACCAGGACUUUGGCCCACAGCCUGCAACGGAAGAUGAAGGCCCAGAAGGAACGGCUGGAGAGCAAGGAGCUGCACACAGACCUGCUGCGCAGGAAGGUGGCCCAGCUGGAGGAGGAGAAGAGAGCUCGAUCUGCUCUGGCUGUGGAGCGUGACGAUGCCCACCUGGCUGCCAGAAAGCUGCAGAAGAAGACGGAGAGACUACAGAAAGAGCUGGAGUCCCUGCGGCACUCCAACACUGAGCUCAAAGCUCAGCUCGCUGACACCCAUGGGCUCAAGAUUAAAGUCAUGGAGCAAAAGCAAACCAUCACGGAACAGAACAAGAGCCUUGGUGAGCUGGAGAAGGGGAAGGAGAGUGCAGAGAAGAAGCUGACCACAGCCAAGGCUGAGUUCCAGACUAAGGUGCUUCGAGCCAUAGAGGACCAGCAGCAGGCCCAGAUUCUGCUGGAGAGCCACUCCAAUGAGCUAAGAACCCUCAGGCAAACCCUAGCCGAGCUCAGCAAGACAGAGAGGCAGUUGGCAAACUUUCGCAAGGUAGUGUCCGAAAUGCUGGGCCUAGAUGCCAGCAUGCUGGCCAUCCCCGAUUAUGAGAUCAUUAAGCGAUUGGAAUGGCUGCUCCACCCAUACCACCACCACUACCAUCCCCACCAUCAUGCCUCAGAUGCCCCCAGUGCCUACCCACCCCAGCAACACCACCAGAAGGACCCCACCGCUGAGUCUGCUACCAUGGAGAAUGAUCCAAAUACAGCCCUUAAGGCCCUGCCUGCACCAUCAGAAGCUUCCCCCUAGAGCCCAAGGACCAAUCUCCCAUUGCACACAGAUCAUAAACACCUUUACCUUAGUAGAAUCCAAGCCCAUUACAAGGGUGCUGGGACUCAAUCACAGGAGGCCUGCUGUGUGUUCAGAUAUUUACUGAUUUCCUAAUGUACCGAAGCAUUUUCAGCCUUUUUCUAAAUGAUGGAUUGAAGUUGAAAAUAUAGUUCAGUGAUGCUUGGGCAAUUAAUUUGAUUGUCUGUAACAUAUGUCACCCAUCAUUUUGCCAAGAUAUGUCAGUCACUGAUUAUUUUUCACCUAAAUAUAUUUUAAAUUGAACUAGUCAGGAGUUGCUUGUGCUAUGUGUAAUAAAUGCCAAAGUACAGUAUCUCAUACAUUUUUUGUUUAGAGGAAAAACUGGAAAAAAUUUGCGAGUAUCAAUCAAGGUUUGCAAUGAUUUACAUUCAGAAAGGUAUGAAUAUAAGGUGGAAUGUUAGCAUGACAUGAAUUAAAUCAUAAGAAGAUUUGAUUAGGCAGGGACUGUGCUUAUGACAGAUGUGACAAGACAAAGCUGCUUCCAUGGUAGAAGAUAUACGCUGCAAGAUUUGGCAGAUGUAGCGAUCUCAGUGUGCUUGCACUUUUUACUAUUUUCAGAUGUUUAAUUAUUAGCAGAGAUUGUACAUUUGUAUUUUCAUAAUCCAUUUUACAAGGUACCUUGACACAUUUAGAUAAAUUUGCUUGACUGUG
Anguilla anguilla (European eel) is the source of this 3320-nucleotide messenger RNA. RefSeq names its product coiled-coil domain containing 170 (gene ccdc170). The transcript is spliced from 13 exons. Bases 405 to 2609 code for a protein of 734 amino acids. NCBI's taxonomy places the organism in Eukaryota, Metazoa, Chordata, Actinopteri, Anguilliformes, Anguillidae. The record is from RefSeq and is a predicted model, not a curated record.